GCGACAGCGGGGAAAGCGAGCUCUCCAAGCCGGCAGAGUCUGAGAGACAGCAUCUCACAUCUGAAACCCGCUACCCUGUGCAUGACAGCUACAUCACAAGACAUGGACUUGAUCGCGGAUGGUUGCCAUUGCCGAUGACGCGCGCGCCAGCUUUACAGUAAAUCAGGGGUUUUGCUGCAGACAGCCGCGCCUUAUUGUGACACCUUGCGACCCGACACCGGCUUUCUCCAUCACCACAUCACUGUUAGGAUUUCUGUGCGUAUUAACGUGAUGGUGCCUCCGCGUAUUGCGCGCCGGGCUCUGGGCUGAACGCGUGCGCGAGUGUGCGGAUCAUGGAUAGAUGAUAGCGCGUUUCUGCAUUUCUCAGUGUAAUAAUCAGCGCCUUUCUCAAUGGAUGAGGAAAUAGACACCCGCAAGAUCAACAACAGCUUCCUUCGAGACCACAACUAUGCAACUGAAGCUGACAUCAUAUCCACGGUUGAGUUCAACCCGACAGGAGAACUGCUGGCCACUGGAGACAAAGGUGGACGAGUGGUGGUCUUCCAGAGAGAGCAGGAGAGUAAGAACCAGCCUCAUCGUCGAGGGGAGUACAAUGUUUACAGCACCUUCCAGAGCCACGAGCCUGAGUUUGACUACUUGAAAAGCCUGGAGAUUGAGGAGAAGAUCAACAAGAUCCGAUGGCUGCCGCAGCAGAACGCCGCAUAUUUCCUCCUGUCCACUAAUGAUAAAACCGUAAAGCUAUGGAAAAUAAGCGAGAGAGACAAACGACCAGAGGGCUACAAUCUAAAGGAUGAAGACGGCAGGAUACGGGACCCGACCACCAUCACAGCUCUGAGGGUGCCUGUGUUGAGGCCAAUGGACUUGAUGGUUGAAGCAACACCUCGCCGCAUUUUCGCUAAUGCUCACACCUAUCACAUCAACUCAAUCUCCGUCAACAGCGACUACGAAACGUACAUUUCCACAGAUGACCUGAGGAUCAACCUGUGGAACUUGGAGAUCACAAACCGAAGCUUUAAUAUUGUGGACAUAAAGCCAGCCAACAUGGAGGAACUGACAGAGGUGAUCACAGCGGCUGAGUUUCACCCUAAUCAGUGCAACACGUUUGUCUACAGCAGCAGCAAGGGCUCGAUAAGACUGUGUGACAUGAGAACCUCCGCACUUUGCGACAACCACUCUAAACUGUUUGAGGAACCAGAAGACCCCAGUAAUCGCUCCUUCUUCUCUGAGAUCAUAUCCUCCAUCUCGGAUGUGAAAUUCAGCCACAGUGGACGCUACUUGAUGACCCGUGACUACCUCACAGUGAAGGUGUGGGACAUCAAUAUGGAGAGCAAACCUUUGGAAACUUACCAGGUCCAUGACUAUCUUCGCAGUAAGCUGUGCUCCCUGUAUGAGAAUGACUGCAUCUUCGACAAGUUUGAAUGUGUCUGGAAUGGAACUGACAGUGUCCUAAUGACAGGCUCCUACAACAAUUUCUUUCGCAUGUUCGAUCGAAACACGAAGCGCGACGUGACUCUGGAGGCCUCGCGGGAGAACAGCAAACCCAGAGCCAUCCUCAAACCACGCAAAGUGUGUGUGGGCGGCAAGCGGCGUAAAGACGAAAUCAGCGUAGACAGUCUGGACUUCAGCAAGAAGAUUCUACACACCGCAUGGCAUCCCAAUGAGAACAUCAUCGCCGUGGCUGCCACCAACAACCUCUAUAUAUUUCAGGACAAGGUCAACUAGCACAUAGCUCUGAUGGCUCCAGUUUAACGGCAACAAAAGGCACUUUUUCUCUAGAUGGACCAGGAGUGGAAAGGUUGGGACUCACUAGCCAUGAGGAACAUCUAGAUGAGCUUUGCCUUCACAGCAGAUUUGACGCUGCACUGAAUCUGAUGAAAAACUUGAAAAUGCACUGCGAACCACGGACAAUGACACUGGCUGUUGGACUGCUUUUGUUUUUAAUUAAAAUCUCUCCUUUCUGUAGGUUUACUGGUUACGCACAGCAGUAUGAAGAGGAUCAGCUUACCUUUAAAUGUCACUGACGGCCCUUUCACAUGACAUGUCUCUCAAUCAUUAACUAUGUUUCUAUCUAAAUACAAGAUUUAGAUAUUUGCGCAAAACUGGAAUAUCGCAUAAAACCUGGGUGUUUCGAAUCACCUAAGUCACGUGACCGGUGUGUUUCGAAUCACCUUAGUCACGUGACCUGUUUCGAAUCACCUAAGUCACGUUACCUGUGUGUUUCGAAUCACCUUAGUCGCGUAACCUGGGUGUUUCGAAUGACCUUAGUCACUUGACCUGGGUAUUUUGAAUCACCUUAGUCACUUGACAUGGGUGUUUCGGAUCAUGCUUCGGUGCAGAGUUUUCGAAACACUUGCGCUUCGGGAUCUCAUCUGAGAUAUUUGCGCAAAACUGGAAUAUCGCAUAAAACAUUUGCGAAUUAAGCAGCCGAUGAGUCCAGGAGUACAAAAUCGUCACUUCCUGAUAAACUGGCAACAAAUAUCAAAGCCACUGUGAGCUUUUUAAAAAUAAAUAAAUAAAUACUUUCAUCUCAGAUGAUGAAACGCAAUGAACGUGCGGUGGCGUUUGGCACGUGACUUUUUUUGAUGCGGCUGUUGAGAUUUAUUCCGAAAUGUGUUUCAAUCAUGAGCUAUUUCAAUUAGAUGUAUGCGCAAAACUCAAAUAUCGCAUUAAACAUUUGCGAUUUAAGCUGUGUUUCCAUCCAACGAGUCAAACUGAAAAUAAUCAUCACUUGCCAAUAAUCUGACAGCAAAAACAGAAAUUGCUGUGGUAGAAGCAGCCAUUUUGGCCCUUGGUCCUCAAGAUGCAACGUAAUGAUCGUGUGGUGGCUUUUGGAUUUAUUCGGUAAAUGUGGCCCAAGUUUGAUUCCUGGCCUUUUCCAAUCCUUUCCUUGUCUCUGCUCCCCACGAUUUCCUGUCAAAACUUUCCACUGUUCUAGCCAUUAAAAGUUCAAAUGAAACAUUUGCAAAUACCUUUUGCAGACACCAAAUAUAAAAACGAAACAUUUUAUUUGCUGUGGUAGUAGCAGCCACUGUGGCACUUUUAUUUAUAAAAUGAAUUACUUUCGCCUCCGAAAACGAAACGCAGUGAACGUGUGGUGGCUUUUGGCACAUGAAUUUUCUUGCUGUGACUUAUUUGGUAAAUGUGUUUCAAUUAUGAGCUAUGUUUCCAUUCAAAUACACAUUCGAUUUAUGCGCAAAGCUCAAAUAUCGUAUAAAACAAAUGCAACUUAAUCUCCGUUACCAUCCAAUGAGUUAUAGAGGGAAAAAAAUUGUUACUUGCUGAUAAACUGAUGGCAAAUAUUGAAAAGAAAAAUGGAAUUUGCUGUGAUAGAAGCCAAAGUGGUCCUUUUUUAUUAUAUAAUAAAUUACUAGCGUCUCACAUGACGAAACGCAGUGAACCUGUGGUAGAUUUUGGCACAUGACUUUUUUUUUUUUAUACGAAUGCUGGAAUUUUAAAAACUGAAACAUCACAGAAAACAUAUGCGAAUGUCAGCACCAAUAGCCUAGUGGUUAAAUGCAUCAACAUGGCAUUGAGGUGCUUGCAGUGACCAGAGUUUGAUUAGGAUCCUUUGCUGAAAAAACCUCUACAAUAUCAAGUAAAACAUUUGUGAAAUAAGCUGUUUGUAUCCAAUCAGUCAAACAGAACAAAAUGGUUACUUCUUAUUUGGCGUCAGUUUAUCAUCGGAAAGAAAAAUGGAAUUUGCUGCGGUCGGAGAAGCCACAGUAGAAUUUUUUUAAUAGAUAAUAAAUGACUUGCACCUCAUAAUACAAAACACUAUGAGAGCGUGAUGGCUUUUCAUCUGGUCUGACAUCCAGAUGAACACUGUGAACAAAUAUUCUUGUCUUGUUUUGAUCAUUAAAAAAGUCACAAUAUUAAAAUACAUCAAACCAUAAUUUUAGACUAAGUCGGGAUUCGAACUUAAGACAUUUACAGCUCAGUUACUCUGUGGCCACAUACCUUUGUGUUUUGAAUUCUUUUAGUCAUGUGACCUGGGUGCUUUGAAUAAUCUUAGUCACAUGACCUAGGUGUUUUGAAUGACCUUAGUCGAGUGACCUGUGUGUUUCGAAUCACCUUAGUCACGUGACCUGUGUGUUUUGAAUCACCUUAGUCACUUGACAUGGGUGUUUUGAAUCACCUUGGUCACGUGACCUGUUUCUCGAAUCACCUUAGUCACAUUACCUGUGUGUUUCGAAUCACCUUAGUCACGUGACCUGUGUAUUUCGAAUCACCUUAGUCACGUGACCUGUGUGUUUCGAAUCACCUUAGUCACGUGACCUGGGGGUUUUGAAUCACCUUAGUCACUUGACCUGGGUAUUUCGAAUCACCUUAGUCACGUGACCUGGGGGUUUCAAAUCACCUUAGUCACUUGACCUGGGUAUUUUGAGUCACCUUAGUCACGUGACCCGUUUCUCGAAUCACCUUAGUCACGUUAUCUGUGUGUUUCGAAUCACCUUAGUCACGUUAUCUGUGUGUUUCGAAUCACCUUAGUCACGUGACCUGUGUGUUUUGAAUCACCUUAGUCACUUGACAUGGGUGUUUUGAAUCACCCUGGUCACAUGAUCUGUUCCUCGAAUCACCUUAGUCACGUUACCUGUGUGUUUCGAAUCACCUUAGUCACGUGACCUGUGUGUUUUGAAUCACCUUAGUCACAUGACCUGGGGGUUUCGAAUCACCUUAGUCACUUGACCUGUGUGUUUCGAAUCACCUUAGUCACGUGACCCGUUUCUCGAAUCACCUUAGUCACGUUAUCUGUUUGUUUCGAAUCACCUUAGUCACGUUACCUGUGUGCUUCGAAUCACCUUAGUCACGUAACCUGGGUGUUUCGAAUCACCUAAGUCACGUGACCUGGGUGUUUCGAAUCACCUAAGUCACGUGACAUGGGUAUUUUGAAUCACCUUAGUCACUUGACAUGGGUGUUUUGAAUCACCCUGGUCACGUGAUCUGUUUCUCGAAUCACCUUAGUCACGUUACCUGUGUGUUUCGAAUCACCUUAGUCACUUGACCUGGGUGUUUCAAAUCACCUUAGUCACUUGACCUGGGUGUUUCGAAUCACCUAAGUCACGUGACAUGGGUAUUUUGAAUCACCUUAGUCACUUGACAUGGGUGUUUUGAAUCACCUUAGUCACUUGACCUGGGUAUUUUGAAUCACCUUAGUCACGUGACCCGUUUCUCGAAUCACCUUAGUCACGUUAUCUGUCUGUUUCGAAUCACCUUAGUCAUGUUACCUGUGUGCUUCGAAUCACCUUAGUCACGUAACCUGGGCGUUUCGAAUCACCUUAGUCACGUGACCUGGGUGUUUCGAAUCACCUAAGUCACGUGACAUGGGUAUUUUGAAUCACCUUAGUCACUUGACAUGGGUGUUUUGAAUCACCCUGGUCAUGUGAUCUGUUUCUCGAAUCACCUUAGUCACGUGACCUGUUUUUCGAAUCACCUUAGUCACGUAACCUGGGUGUUUCAAAUCACCUUAGUCACUUGACAUGGGUGUUUCGGAUCAUGCUUCGGUGCAGUGUUUUCGAAACACUUGCGCUUCGGGAUCUCGACACUGUCAAAACGCCAGUUUCAUGUCAGUCAUCCCUACAUUUCGCACAUGACUCUUGACGUGAAUGCACAGUUUCGUUGUUAAAUGAGUUUCCAUGCAAAUGUUUCUGAAUCUAACAAAACAUUUAUCCUACUCAAGUUUUUAAUGAGCAUUAUCAAUCAACGCGCAUCUUUUCCAUGAAGCAUUUUUAUGCGAUAUUCCAAAACGUGCAUAAGAAACGUAGUUACUGAUCACUUUGGCCUCCAUCAAAAGCAUAGCAGACGUCAUCAAUGAUCUUACUAGGCAGCAAGAAUGAGAAAUGUACUAAAUGACCAUAGCGAAACGUACGAGAACAAUCCUGCUUAUUGUUUAAAAAUAUAGAAAAUGAAUGUGUUUCUCUCUGAAUGUGAUGAUAUACGUGGAUGCGCAGCCUUUUUCAUCCUGCUUUGGCAUGUCUCAAUGGCUGUUUUUAAAUUAAAAAAAAAUCAACUAAACGGCAAAGCAAAUUUGACAUGGAAUGCUACAAUCUAAUAUUCGAGCUUAACCCUUCAUGCUGUAGCCUAAAGUGACAUUGACGAGUCGUCUGAAAGGGCCUCAAGCAAGAGGGAGUGUUUCUGGUCAGUAUUUAGCCCACGUCUGAUUCUCACCUCUCGGCAGGACAGAGUGCGCAGACGGCUUUAAUACCUGAAUAUGUUGUUGUGGCUGCUGUGAGGUUACCAACUCUUCAGCUUCUUUUCUUUUUUAAUUUUAUUCAUGAAGGCGCACGCAUCAUUUCAAAGCCCUGCUUAUGGGCAGGAUCGAUGCAAUGAGCAGGAAUGGUGUAAAACUGAAGUAAACCAUGUAGCAAAAUGUACUAAUGUUCUGCUUUUUUGUUCUAAUUUUAUAAAGAAAGUGAAAAAAGGUAAUAAAAAAUCAUGAGGGAA
Danio aesculapii is the source of this 6441-nucleotide messenger RNA. RefSeq names its product protein phosphatase 2, regulatory subunit B, beta b (gene ppp2r2bb). The coding region runs from base 391 to 1722 and encodes 443 amino acids. Gene Ontology annotation, cellular component: protein phosphatase type 2A complex; cytosol. The transcript is spliced from 9 exons. Lineage: Eukaryota; Metazoa; Chordata; Actinopteri; Cypriniformes; Danionidae. Gene Ontology annotation, molecular function: protein phosphatase regulator activity; protein binding. The record is from RefSeq and is a predicted model, not a curated record. Gene Ontology annotation, biological process: peptidyl-serine dephosphorylation.